AAGCAAAGGAGACUGUCUUACCUGCCCCCCUGGCACUUUUUGUAACUCCACAGGGCUCACUGAUUUCUCAAGCUUCCUUUGUCCACUGGGUCAUUGGUGCAGUGGGACAGGUUUCCCCGUGCCCUGCCCUGCAGGCACCAUGAGGGCACAGGCAGGGGCAGCUGCUGUCAGUCAGUGUGAGCCUUGCCCUCCUGGUACCUACUGCCCAGACUCUCGCACCACGGGCCAGCCUAAUACAGCAGGCAUCCCAUGUCGAGCUUCUUACGAAUGUCCUGCAGGUUCAGUCACAGAGACCCCUUGCAGAGCUGGUUCAUACUGUAGACCUCAGACAGGAGAUCCCACACCAUGUCCUGCAGGAUACUACUGUCCUGAAGGAUCUCGCACCUACAGCUCACCACAGCAAGUAUGUACUUUUCCACAUUACUGCCCAGCCAACAGUUCUACCAUGCUGUCCUGUCCGGAUGGCUGGAUGCCGCUGAACACCUGCGCGUUGAGGAAGUCUCAGAAGAGUAGCUGUGUGCUGUGUGGGGCUGGCACCUAUCGGCCCAGUCGCUCCCCUCACCUCCAGUGCCUCCUCUGCCCUCCAGGACAUCACUGCCCUCCGGUGAUCAACCUUGUCCAGUCGGGUACUUUUGUCCACAAGGCAGCUCAGAUCCUGUUCCCUGCCUGCCUGGCUCAUAUGGAAACCGCACUAGUGCUGAAUCACUUAAGGAAUGUCACAAAUGCCCACCAGGGACCUUCAAUCACUUGCACGCCCAGAGAGCCUGUUUCCCCUGUGGGAGUUCGUCCACCUCAGAUGCAGGUGAAGAUGCGCUGUGGGGCAGGUCAAGUGAGACUGGCCUCUACGCUGGAAUGUGUUUUCCCAUCCACCUACUCCUGUAACGUCACAUGUGGACCUCAGGGUGGGAAUUUGGAUGUUGGGAUGGGCAUUUGUCACUGCGAUAGGUACGUGUCAGCGGAGGAACUGUGUAACUUUUCAUGUGUGUCCACACUGCCGGUGCUCUCUGCCAGACUGGAUACAGACGGACAGCUACUGUUGAGAAUCAAAGCCGCAGAUGAAAGCAAAACCUGGAGCAGGAAUAUGAUAAAUGUACUAGGACCUGAUGUUCAUGUCAAGAACAUUGGAAGGAUCCACUUCGUCCAGUUCGCUCCUGAGGGAGUGUUUGGUUGGAUUUUAAUAGACCCCUUGCUCAUUGAUUCUUUAGUAAGAGAACCAGUUGAAAUUCUGGAGAGAGAUUUAAGGAAGAAACGACAUGCUGAUCAGAGUGAGGUUUCCGAGCCUCUUCCACGGAUCCCAAAUCCCAUCGCAUGUCUGUCCCCAAAUGAUAUGCUCAUCUUUCAGCUCACCAUCAACCACACCGACCGCCACUACAGUCACUUCCCAGUGUACCAGAAGGAUCACCUGUUCAGCAGUAACCCUGGCUGGGAUUUUGGGGCAUUUAGACGUCUGCAGCAUCUUGUCAAACACACACAGCUAUAUUCCAGCAGAUUUGCGCAUGUGUUCAUGGAGACGGGAAAGUAUGUGUUCCUGGAUAACGCAGUGCCGGACUGGAGUCUGAUAGUGGUCGUGAGUGAACAGGGCUCGGAGUGCAAUCCCACAACGGCUGCGUUCCAGCCGACGACCCCUGCACAGCUUGUGCGACACGGGAUUGUUAAACAACACAGCUUAAACCUGCUUCCAGACUGGGGGCUCAUCACAGGGAUCUUGUCUCUGUUGGUGUUGCUGAUAAUAGUGUUGACAGCCUCUGCUCUUGUCUUGAGGUUGAAUCGGUCCAACCUCAUCGCUCAAGGGAGGCCAAAGCCCAAGUGGCGCAGCUUGGGUGAACCCAGUGUUCCUACUGAAUAUGUUUAUAAUACAGAAAGUGUGGACGGCUCUGAGCCACUAGGUCUGAGAGGGGUGGGAGAGGGAGCAGCAUCAGAGGAACCUGCUGUUUGCAAAGGAGGUUUCAGAACUACACUAAUGGAGCUGGAGGAGUUUAAUGUGAAAACUCUGUAUGACAAGUUAGAGGAUCAGAAUUUACAUCUGACAUCCCAGCUGGCAAAGCACCGCAAAGACACACAGGAGUUUUACAGGAACAUGUGCCAGCAAAUUGAUGCUCUGAGGGACACACUAGAAAAUAUGGAACCCUCAAAACUGAACCAGCUGAAAAAAAUACUAGACAAUGAAGUUCUGAUGAAAGGAGAAACUGCUCAUGAGCCGUGGAUGGGGCUGAUGGAGGCCAUGCUGAGAUCUUUGGAGGGAGUGCUGUGCAGGAUGAAUGGGGAGGUCUGGCAGCAACAGGACAGCACAGCAACAAACAGCCACAGAGACACCCGAGAGAGUGAACUUCACACUGGAUACACUCAGUUUUCUCCUGCAGACAUGUCCGAGUUUAAAGUGGGUGCAGAUACAGCGGCAGCUUCCUCAGAUCCAGGUCAACAGCAGAGCACCAUCCCCUGCGUGAGUGAAGAGGAUCUGGCCAAGUUUGUGUCUCUGACGCCUCUGUCCAAAACAGUGCAGGAAAUAAAGGAAUCGCUCCAGACUCUCGCCCACACGUCCGAGACAGAGGACGUAAUUAUCAGCCCAGCAGAGGGUGAACCAUCGCACCUGAUCCCUGUUGCCCUUGACAGCCUUUCCCCACAGCAUUUCGCUGUCUUCCUGUUUGGCUGCCAUCUUGUGCGUUUACUGAGCAGAGCUUGUUCCUUCCCCCCUGUCGUGCUGCUAUUGGCCAGGACGGUGCCAGUCUCUCACUGUGAUAACCUGCUGGCCUACUGCCAUAAAGACUUUUAUUACGACACAGCCAAUCAAAUUCUGUACAUCCUAGAGAAGAAGCUUCAAAAUGCUGGCCAGUUCAUCUCCAUUCUUUUACACUCAAUGGCCUAUAUCACCUCAGGCUCAAAAUCUCUCGAAUUCAUAAAAGCCUUCCACUUGGCCGUUUCAGCAUUAAGCAUGCAGUUGUUUCAUCACUCUUUCACUGAGGAUCAGAGGAAAGGAAAGAUGGAUGAGGAAAACACACCAGAGGCCUUUGGAACAUUAGUAGAGGACUUCUUCAGUGUAAAAAUACCUACUGAAAUGCAUUUCACUGAACACCUGCUGGCAGAGAGACUUCAAGUAUAUAAAUACUUCAAGUUGGAACAGCUCCUCCAAGAACUAAAACCAACUCUAAAAGACAGACAUGGAGAUGGACGAGGGCAAACUGGCCUAAGAACACAAGUACCAGUGCUGUGUAUGGAAAGAGAAAUAAACAGACUUGAUGAAGUUUACCAGCAGCUCUCCUCUGAACUCUACAGGGCAACACACAUACACAGCUCACCGGAGAAGAAAGAGCCCAGGUUUGACAAACCGCUUCAGGAGCAGCAGGUGAUGCUGGAGCUGCAGAAGUGUACGGUGGAUCAGAGAUUGAAGGCGAUGAGAGACAGACUUUCUAAACUGAGCUCAAGCCAGCGAGCGAGUCCUGAUGAAAACACACCUGCUCACGGCACAGUCCUGGCUCAGGAAGACAGCCAGACUCCCAGCAAACGCAAACCAGACAGGGGAGGAGCAGAGAAACAGACACCUGCUGCAGGACAGUCCAGCAACAAAAAGCAGAGUAAGCAUAUGGACAAAGAUGAGGAAAAGGGUGUGACUGCGUGA
This is a messenger RNA of Sinocyclocheilus grahami, 3613 nucleotides long. RefSeq lists its product as uncharacterized. Lineage: Eukaryota; Metazoa; Chordata; Actinopteri; Cypriniformes; Cyprinidae. Bases 140 to 3613 code for a protein of 1157 amino acids. The record is from RefSeq and is a predicted model, not a curated record. The transcript has 25 exons.